Messenger RNA from Octopus sinensis (East Asian common octopus), 798 nucleotides. Its product is annotated as aurora kinase C-like. Gene Ontology annotation, biological process: protein phosphorylation; regulation of cytokinesis; mitotic spindle organization. Gene Ontology annotation, molecular function: ATP binding; protein kinase activity. The transcript is spliced from 4 exons. The record is from RefSeq and is a predicted model, not a curated record. Gene Ontology annotation, cellular component: chromosome passenger complex; spindle midzone; spindle microtubule. NCBI's taxonomy places the organism in Eukaryota, Metazoa, Mollusca, Cephalopoda, Octopoda, Octopodidae. Bases 1 to 798 code for a protein of 265 amino acids.
AUGUGCGACAAUAAAAAAGAAAACAAAGACCGUAUAUGCAAUAAAAGCAAUCGACUACGACAGACUCCCCAAAAACGGAAUAAUCAACGUCUACCGAGAAAUAGAGUUCCACUACCAUUUGAGGUAAGUGGAGUGAGUCAUACAAGACAUCCCUACAUCCUCAGACUAUUCGACUACUUCUACGACGACGAGACAGUCUAUUUAGUCAUGGAACAUGCCAUCAACGGGUCACUCGAGGACAAAUUACAGGCAAGGGGGGCCCUCACUGAACGAGAAGCCUCACGACCCGCCAAUGUAUUGUUUGCACUCCACGAUAUUGUCCGUCUUUCCGAUUUUGGGAUAUCCGUCCACCCAGAUGCCUCCCGGUGCAUCACGAUGGGGGGGACUGUCGAGUACAUGUCCCCAGAGGUGGUCAGGGGACUUGGAUAUGACCACUCUGUUGAUAUUUGGGCCCUGGGAGUGCUUUCCUAUGAACUUUUGGUGGGGAAAACUCCUUUUUCUCAUUCGAUUGACUCCAAAAAAUGUCGAGAAUUGAUCCUCCUGUCUAAUUCUGACAGUUGGAUUGAAGCAGGGACAGUUCGCGGGAAAUGUGUGGUUGUCCACCUCAACAAUUUUGACACUGUAGAAGAAAUAACAUCCAAAGAAGUAUUUUUUAUCCUCUAUCACAAGGACUGGUUCUAUUUCAAAUUUACAGUCACUGAUGGAGAGAUGAAGGAAUACAAAGGGGAAAUACACAUUGGUUCUGCUAAUCAGGCUGUGUUGUCCCCACAACCUUCAUGUACUAACAAAAAUAUCUAA